This is a messenger RNA of Cyclopterus lumpus (lumpfish), 2903 nucleotides long. RefSeq names its product copine-3-like. Gene Ontology annotation, molecular function: receptor tyrosine kinase binding; calcium-dependent phospholipid binding. The coding region runs from base 320 to 1948 and encodes 542 amino acids. Gene Ontology annotation, cellular component: plasma membrane. Gene Ontology annotation, biological process: ERBB2 signaling pathway; cellular response to calcium ion. The record is from RefSeq and is a predicted model, not a curated record. The transcript is spliced from 16 exons. NCBI's taxonomy places the organism in Eukaryota, Metazoa, Chordata, Actinopteri, Perciformes, Cyclopteridae.
GCUACUCGCUACUUCACGUUACUUAAGGCUACAGGCCGGGGAACGCCACCCAACGCUGUGUUGUACUUUUACAGUAUCACGGGUUUUUUAACUGAGACAAAAUAGGCGUCAACUCGUUCAACUUAACGUUAGGUAGCAACUAGCUAGUACAUGUAGCUAACGUUAGUAGUUAAUACCCGUUUUAUUGUAUCGACUAAGUUACUCACAACAAACGUGAGUGAGGCGUCUCACGCGACGUAGCCAACGUCAGUAACGUUAACGUUCGCCACACCUCGGUCCGCAACGUGAGUGUGUGAGUGCUAGUAUCCUCCAGGCUGGGAUGGCAGCAGGUGGAACCCUGGGGCCAAAGGUCCCUGACUGCAUGACCAAGGUGGCACUGAGCGUCUCCUGUGAGAAUCUGCUCGACAUGGACGCGUUCUCGAAGUCUGACCCUCUAUGUGUGCUUCUCAUGAACAGCUCGGGGCCUCACUGGUGUGAGAUUGGCCGGACGGAGAGGAUCCAGAACUGCCUUAAUCCCAAGUUUUCCAAGACUUUUGUCAUUGACUACUACUUUGAGAUGGUGCAGAAACUGAAGUUUGUGGUGUACGACAUUGACAGCGACAACAACAGUCUGCAAGACGCUGACUUCUUGGGAGAACUGGAGUGUACCUUAGGACAGGUUGUUUCCUCAAAGAAACUAACACGGCCCCUCGUAAUGAAAGACAAGACACCAGCGGGGAAAGGAACCAUCGCUAUAUCUGCUGAAGAAAGAACAGACAACAGGGUGGUGGAAUUUGAAGUUGCAGGUAGAAAGCUGGAUAAAAAGGAUUUCUUUGGCAAGUCCGACCCUUUCCUGGAAUUCUACAAGCAGGCAGGAACUGGAUGGCAGCUCGCUCACAGGACGGAGGUGGUGAAAAACAACCUAAACCCAACAUGGAGACCAUUCCGAAUCCCAAUGCAGUCACUCUGUGGAGGUGACGUGGAGAAAUCUAUAAAGGUAGAUUGUUAUGAUUACAACAACAGUGGAUCUCACGACUUUAUCGGAUCAUUUGAGACCACACUCUCCCAAAUACAGCAGGACUCACAAACAUAUGCGGUUGAGUUUGAAUGCAUAAAUAGCAAGAAGAAACAGAAGAAGAAAGGAUACAAAAACUCUGGCGUUAUCGUUGUAAAACAAUGCAAGACAGUGAAGGAUUACACAUUUCUGGAUUACAUAAUGGGAGGCUGUCAGAUCAACUUCACUAUUGCCAUUGACUUCACCGGCUCUAACGGGAAUCCCAGCUCUCCCCAGUCCCUCCACUACAUCAACCCAGAAGGCUAUAAUGAAUACCUGGCUGCUAUCUGGACAGUGGGUAAUGUCAUCCAGGACUACGACAGUGACAAGAUGUUCCCUGCUUUUGGAUUUGGAGCCCUGAUCCCCCCUUCGUGGCAGGUCUGCCACGAGUUUCCCAUCAACUUCAACCCGUCGAAUCCGUUUUGUGCAGGUAUAGAGGGUGUGGUCCAGGCCUACCAGCAGUGUCUGCCCCAGGUGAAGCUUUACGGCCCCACAAACUUUUCCCCCAUCAUCAACCACGCAGCCCAUUUUGCCAGGCAAGCCAUGCAGCAGGAAACCGCCUCUCAAUACUUUGUUCUGCUGAUCAUCACUGAUGGAGUGAUCACAGACAUGGACGAGACGCGCAGCGCCAUCGUCAACGCCUCUCGCCUGCCCAUGUCCAUCAUCAUUGUUGGCGUCGGGGGGGCCGACUUCAGUGCCAUGGAGUUCUUGGACGGGGACGAUGGGAAUUUACGCUCCGCUGCCGGCGAGACGGCCAUGCGUGACAUUGUGCAGUUCGUGCCCUUCAGGCAGUUCCAAAAUAGUCCUCCAGAAAUGCUGGCUCAGAGCGUCUUGGCAGAAGUCCCAGGUCAGGUGGCGAGCUUCUUCAAUACCAUGCGCUUGAAGCCCCCCCACAGCGACACGGCUCUCCCAUGACCUCUCAGCGUCAGCGCCCUCAGUAUGCCGGCAUACAUGAGCAUGCGACAUCCAGUCUAUGCAGGCAUGCUAUGAUUUGUAAAUAUUAUGUACCCCCCAUAUAAAACCAUAGUACACAGAUUCUAUGUACAUUUCCUAAUAUUUCGUAUGUACUUUAUUUAAACAUUUAAUGUGACGCCUCUAUACAUCUCAAAGUGACUAAAGUGCCAGGACUUACGGUCAUUUAUUGUUUGAUUGAUCUGCACAAUCUGCUGCAUUCAUUUAAAGUAAUGUGACUUGAUUCAAGGUCAUUGGUGCAGCCAGCGUAUCAUUCUUUCCAAACGUCUCCAUUAAAGGGUGGAGCACUUUGCUUGUGCUCCAUGUAUAUGCUUAUAAUGAAGCAUAUGUUUCCAUGAAAAUCAUGGAGUUUGGACAAAGCUGUGCUAUUUCAAAUGUAAUGUUUACAUAAUGGAUCCUAACACAAUGGAUUAAUAUCUUUGCCUAAAUUAAUACCUUUUGGAGAUUUUUACACAACUACUUUUCACCCUUGCUGCUGUUUUGUACGUCUGUUUUUUUGUUUUCUGUUCGGUUUUUGAUUUUUACAUCUUAUUUUGUGAUACGAGUGUUCACAAUGAGAAUCCCUAGAAGUGAUUACAUCAGUAAGCUUCAUGAAUGCAACUGUCAUGCAUGUUUGCACCGAUGUACCCUAGAAGCUCACUCUGUCUUAAGAGAUCGUAAAACGUAUCACUUUACUGACUGUUAAGUAAAUGGCCUUAUACAUUUCACUAAGUGUACAUGUAUAUUUAAUAUACACUGAUUAACUUUGGCAUUUUAUACUUUGUCAUUUACUUUGUUUUUAUUGAUAUUUAGUGAAUAUAUGCAAUGCAAGAAACAAAAACAAGUCAACCUAUAAAGUAACCAGCUUCUAUUUCAGUAUGUCUUUUUUCAAAUAAAGAUAUUAGGUCAUUUAUAAGUA